Messenger RNA from Magnusiomyces paraingens, 1218 nucleotides. RefSeq lists its product as uncharacterized. The record is from RefSeq and is a predicted model, not a curated record. Gene Ontology annotation, cellular component: endomembrane system. The transcript has a single exon. NCBI's taxonomy places the organism in Eukaryota, Fungi, Ascomycota, Dipodascomycetes, Dipodascales, Dipodascaceae. Bases 1 to 1218 code for a protein of 405 amino acids.
AUGAAGACUUUCCACAUAGUUUUUUUGCUUGGCCUGCUUGUUUCCCUGCUUGUGGGACUUGCAACCGCUUCUCCUGAAGAUCAGCAGUAUCAAAGAAGAUCCGGGAAUCGUCGGUCAUCAAAGCGCAGUGGUGGUAGUAACCAACAGCGACAACAGCGACAACAACAGCAACAACACAAUCCUUAUGACCAACAGCCUGGUCAGCGCAAGUUUAACCAAAACUGGUCUUCCCUCGACAGAGAAAUCUUUCACUUGAAUGAACAGAUCCGUAAUGAUCCAGAACUCGGCCCUGCUACAAGUUUCUACUCAUGGCUUGACAUUUCAAAAAGAUCAUCGCAAGCUGACAUUGAUAGAGCAUACAAGCAACUGUCACGAAAGAUCCAUCCAGACAAAGUGACAGCUACACGUGAACGUGCUCUCAAGAAAAAGUUAAAGGAGCAAAAAGAAGCUGAAGCAGAAGCUGCUACUGCUACUGCUACUGAUACUGCUACUGCUGCCGCUGAAAACGAUGCACCUGUUACUCCCAAGGUCAAACCACUUUCUGCCUCAGAGCGCAAACAUCUCUACAAGGAUGCUACAGACCGAUUUGCACGGUUAGGUCUUGUUUACAAGAUUCUUUCUGACACUCAUGCUCGUGAACGUUACGACUUUUUCUUGGACCAUGGAUUCCCUAAACUUAAGGGAGCUGAUUACUUUUAUUCCCGAUACCGACCUGGUACUGUAUUUGUUUUCGUUUUUAUUUUCCUGUUGGUUUCUGCUGGCCAGUAUGUGUCCAAGAAAAUCACCGUUUCACGUCAUCGCCGCUACAUGUUAUCUGUUAUUGAUGAAGCUAAGGCUUUGGCCUGGCCUUCUGGAAUUCCUGCAGGUAAUACUCGUGGUGUUGUUCUUGAUAAUGGCAAGGAGUUUCAUGUUCAUCCUGAUGGCCAGGUUUACCUUUUGGAUACUAAGGACUCACGUAAAAAGUAUUUGUUGGACCCUACUGAGAUUGUGGACCCAGUGUGGAGUGAAACCAUCAUUUAUACGGUCCCCAUUAAGCUUUAUAAGAUGAUUAACAAAAACUAUGGUGGGCGCAAGGUUGGUCGCAAAGAAGAAGAUGUUCCUAAGAAUAACAGCCAAUCCCAAGAAAGUGAAAAGGAGGAUGAAAGUGAUUCAUCUGUUGAGAAAAAGAUUAAUGGGGCAAAACAAGCCAACAAGAUGGGAGGAAGACGCCGUAAAUAG